Molecule: messenger RNA, 798 nt
Organism: Closterium sp. NIES-65
Lineage: Eukaryota; Viridiplantae; Streptophyta; Zygnematophyceae; Desmidiales; Closteriaceae
Source: the annotation of a GenBank genome assembly
AUGAACGCGCCCUUCCAUUUCUAUCACCAUCUCCCCUUCCCUACCACCUAUCUUCCAUCACCCUCUCCCCCCCAUCCCCAUCGCGGUCGUUCCCCCUCCCCCGUCGCCCGCAAUUCCCUCCAUCACCCACAGUUCCCUCCGUCGCCCGCAGUUCCCUCCGUCGCCCGCAGUUCCCUCAGUCGCCCGCAGUUCCCUCCGUCGCCCGCAGUUUCCUCCGUCGCCCGCAGUUCCCUCCGUCGCCCGCAGUUCCCUCCGUCGCCCGCAGUUCCCUCCGUCGCCCGCAGUUCCCUCCGUCGCCCGCAGUUCCCUCCGUUGCCCGCAGUUCCCUCCGUCGCCCGCAGUUCCCUCCGUCGCCCGCAGUUCCCUCCGUCGCCCGCAGUUCCCUCCGUCGCCCGCAGUUCCCUCCGUCGCCCGCAGUUCCCUCCGUCGCCCGCAGUUCCCUCCGUCGCCCGCAGUUCCCUCCGUCGCCCGCAGUUCCCUCCGUCGCUCGUAGUUCCCCCUGGCCUAUCUCCUUCCUUCCCGCUGUCCCGCUCCCAUUGCACCCCGCCCUCCCGCAUCUCUUCCAGCCUUCCCACUCCCAUAUCUCUCCGCCCUCCAUUUCUCAUCCCUUCUUGUCCUCUCUGUCUCCUUCCUUACUACACUCCCUACGGCUGCCGUGGGGGAGCGAGCGUGACAAGGGGGACUGUCCGGCAUGAAGAGCUUUGCGCCGUCCAAACUAUCAAGGUCUUUGAACCUCUCCUGCAGGUGUUCCACUACCGCAACAGCAUAGGAGCGGCAGGUGUUGAUGCAAGUCUCUAG